AUGGCUUCGCGCACACAAACCCCACGAAACGCACCUCGAGCCCCUGCAGCAGCACGACGUGGACGAGGCGGCCGUGGAGGCGGCGGCGGCCUUCGAUCCGACAGAGAUGGCGAUCUCACCAUGGACAUUGCCGUCAAAGGAAGAGGGAGGAUAGGCAAACCUACCCCGCCUCCAUCCGCCAGCAGAGAUCUCACGUCACGAAUAUCACGCGGUGGAGCAAGAGGAGGAAGCAUAUUGAGCGGGAGAGCACGAGGGGCAAUCCUUCGGCAGGCUGCUGCGUCGGACAUAUCCAUGAAGGAAGCGCGAGCACCAGCACGGCAAGGAGGAUUGACGGAGCUCAAGGUGACAGGGUGGGAAAAGAGCAAAGCGUCGUCGGACGCCGACGGCGGAGUCAGCUCACUCAUCAAGUGGAUGGAGAAGAAAGCGAGCCACAAACUCGGAUCAAGAGCGAAACAAGUCAAAAUCAAGAAGUCUCAUGUGGAAGGAUCAGAGUUGGUCAUCAGCGUGCCGGCGGAGGAUGUAGGCGCACUGGUUCGGAUCAGCGGUUAUGUGUGGGCAGGGGCGACGGUGAAGAUUGAGCGCGUAGGAGCUGGUACGGAAGAGCCUGGAAUAUCGACGGCAGACCUCAAAGCCACGCUAAAGGGCGUACUGGAACGGCGGUAUAACGCGGACACGAAACUCCUGGACCUGAGUGCUCUCGGUCAGGAUGCCGACUUGCAAAAGCAGUCUAUCUUCGAGAAGAAGUCGACCACUCAGAAGUUUUUCCCGGCUUUGAUGAAAGUUCUCGAGGGAGCGUUCGACACUCCAGCCGAAAAGGACGCAGCUAUCAGCAGUGUAUCGCUCGCGAACAACGAGCUGGUCGACCUGACGCACGUCACGACUCUGUCGCUCACCUUGCCCAAGCUGCACAACCUGGACUUGUCAAAUAACAGCCUUCGGAAACUCUCAUCCCUCGACAACUGGCGCCGCCGCUUCUUCCAACUCGAACAUUUGGUGCUGUCCGGCAAUCCCAUCGAACAGAACGAUCCCGAAUACCCUGCGGAGAUCAUGAAAUGGUAUCCCAAGUUGCGACUGCUCAACAACAUCCAAGUGCGUACGGAAGAAGAGGUGAACAGCAAAGCAACAGUCACUGAUCUUCCAUUCCCCGUGAGGACGCCACUAUUCCAAGACCAGGAUGGAAUCGCGGAAAACUUUGUGCGAACCUUCUUCGCGGGCUUCGAUAGCGAUCGCCCAGCUCUGUCAGGACAUUACUACGACGACCAAUCCGACUUCUCGUACGCGGUGAACACUCAAGCUCCGCGCGAUCCCGCAGCGACCGGGCACACCGAAAAGCAGGAAUGGGACCAGUACAUCAAGAACAGUCGCAAUCUUAAGAAGAUUGACCACCUCCCUGCUCGCACAAGUCGGCUCUUCCGCGGCACCCAGGCCAUCUCAGACUCCUUCGCCUCCCUACCGCGGACAAGACACCCUGACCUGGCGACGGAGGCGCGGAAGUGGAUGAUCGAGGCUCACAUCCAGCCCGGUGUGCCCGAUCCAUCCGGCAACAGUCCGAUGGGCGUGGAUGGGUUCAUGAUUGUGGUUCAUGGCGAGUAUGACGAACUCGACUCCAGCGGCACGCAGGUCACCAAGAAGAGAAGCUUCGACCGGACGUUCAUCAUUGGUCCUGGUACGGGGCCUUCGGGAGUUCGCGUCGUGAACGACAUGCUCACCGUUCGCGCUUACGGCGGCGCGCAAGCCUUUGAGCCUGAGUCGGUCGGGGAGGAUGCGCAACAACAGAACGUCGCUCCCGCGGACGCGGUACCGCAACUUCCAGCAGGCCUCACGGUCGAAGUGGCGGAGCAAAUGGUGGCGGAGUUGCAGAAGCAGACGGGGAUGAACGUGCAGUUCUCGAAGGAUUGUCUAGAGGCGGCGGGAUGGGAUUUCGCGAAGGGAAUGGAGACUUUUGCGAGCGUCAAGGGAAAUCUGGGACCGGAGGCUUUCGCUUGA
Molecule: messenger RNA, 1986 nt
Organism: Neohortaea acidophila
Lineage: Eukaryota; Fungi; Ascomycota; Dothideomycetes; Mycosphaerellales; Teratosphaeriaceae
Exons: 2
Coding region: 1-1986 (661 amino acids)
Biological process (GO): poly(A)+ mRNA export from nucleus
Cellular component (GO): nucleus
Molecular function (GO): RNA binding; protein binding
Source: RefSeq, a predicted model, not a curated record